UCUCGAAGCUUGAAUCUACAGCCAUAACGAUCACAGUCGACGCCGAAACCACCUUACCUACUUGUUCACCGUAUCUUCGACUUGUCCGAAUCGUCCAUACCCCGCAGAUUGGACGAUAUAAUACAGGCAAGAGACUCAUCACCUCGGUUCACACCUUCUACCUCAAUCCUCCUCGUCGAAUAUAUCAGCAUGGCGUUCGGUGGCCUCUUUGGCGGUUCCUCCUCUUCGUCAUCUUCCUCUUCCUCCUCAUCUUCAUCCUCAGAUUCCUCUUCGCCUUCUUCGUCACCAUUCGGCUCGCCUCUGCCAACCGCUGCCAGCCCCUCCGGCAGUGCCACCCUUCAAAGCAUCCAGACAGCCAUCACCCAACAAAGCGCCGUCGCUAAUGCACGGUACCUGAUCGCCAAAGUCAACGAAAACUGCUUUGACCAUUGUAUACCAAACCCUCCGGGCUCCUCGCUCUCAUCGUCCGAACACAAGUGCCUCACAGCCUGUAUGGAGAAGUACUUCGACGGUUGGAACGUGGUUCACCGUAGCUACGUGACAAGAAUGCAGAAAGAAGGUGCGUCGAUGGUCGGAAAUGCGACGGCAGGGCCGGCUGGAAAGGAGUUGUUUUAAAUAUGACGUCCCAGACAGGCGACUCCAGGGCAUUGCGUGCUGUAACCUGAUGAGGUCAACCGAUAAGUUGGUCAGUCGACUGGACUGGGAUUGGAAGCUGGGCUGGAGACGUGUGGGUGCGAAGGAAAAAAGGUGUUAGAGCAUUGCCAGUCGAGUCCAUGGCUUGAGUGCAUGUUAAGGGUCGAGGAUUUACUUGACGCCCGAGGACAGCGUCUUGGGAAUGCCAUCCACAGGCCCAAUCCCGUUCGACACUUCUCCCCACUUACACUUAGUCUGGCAAAGGUCAAACUUGUGCCCAAGCCGUCUACUCCUACCACGAUGACGGCUACCCGAGCUUGCAGCACCCAGUCAUAAUCAGGCCCUGACAGUUCUGUUUUGUUGUUCAAACAUCGAGGGAGAGGUCUUGUGACUGAGGCUUGUGACUGAGAUCGGAUGUUCUGGCAUAUGCAGGGAUAGACGAGACGGAAACCCAUGUACCAUGACUGUGCAUCUUGGAUUGAUGUCGCUCCGACGACUUGUACUAUAUUCGAGACAGAGUAACCGAAAACAACAAAAUGACAGUCUCUUCUCUAACAUUGUCGCCAG
This is a messenger RNA of Exophiala xenobiotica, 1200 nucleotides long. RefSeq lists its product as uncharacterized. The record is from RefSeq and is a predicted model, not a curated record. The transcript has a single exon. NCBI's taxonomy places the organism in Eukaryota, Fungi, Ascomycota, Eurotiomycetes, Chaetothyriales, Herpotrichiellaceae. Bases 190 to 615 code for a protein of 141 amino acids.